AUGAGCAGACAAGCCUGCAAGAAAUCCUUCAGCUGCGGGAGCCAGGGCUUCUCGGGCCGCUCAGCCGUGGCGGCCUCUGGCAGCAGCAGGAAGAGCUGUGUGGCACGCUCAGCGGCAGCCGGUGGAGGGGCUUGUGGGUUCCGGAGUGGAGCAGGGAGCUUCGGCAGUCACAGCCUCUACAGCUUGGGUGGCAGCAGGAGUAUCUCUAUCAGCGUGGCAGCCAGUGGCUCCCGGACUGGUGGCCUCAGUGGAGGGCGUGGCAGCUGUGGUGGUGGCUAUGGAGGUGGCUUCGGAGGUGGCUUUGGUGGUAGCAGAGGAAUGGGAGGUGGCUUUGGGGGGGCUAGUGGCUUUGGUAGGCCUGGUGGCUUUGGCCCUAGUGGUUGUCCUGGGGGAAUCCAGGAAGUGAUCAUCAACCAGAGCCUCCUACAGCCCCUCAAUGUGGAGAUUGACCCCCAGAUUGGGCAAGUGAAGGCCCAGGAGCGGGAACAGAUCAAGACCCUCAACAACAAGUUUGCUUCCUUCAUCGACAAGGUGCGCUUCCUGGAGCAGCAGAACAAGGUUCUGGAGACCAAGUGGGGGCUGCUGCAGGAGCAGAGCACAGGCUCUGCCUCGGGCCCCCGGAACCUGGAACCUUUCUUUGAAUCCUACGUCGGCUGCUUGCGUAAGCAGUUGGAUGCACUUCUCGGGGAGAGGGGAAGCCUGGAGGCUGAGCUGAAGAGCAUGCAAGACCUGGUAGAAGACUUCAAAAAGAAGUACGAGGAGGAGAUCAACAGGCGUACUGCUGCAGAGAACGAGUUUGUGGGGGUGAAGAAGGAUGUGGAUGGUGCUUAUGUGAACAAGGUGGAGCUGCAGGCUAAAGUGGACAGCCUGACGGACGACAUCAACUUUCUGACAGCCCUUUAUGACAGGGAGCUGUCCCAGAUGCAGAGCCACAUAAGCGACAUGUCUGUGGUCCUCUCCAUGGACAACAACCGCUGCCUGGAUCUCGAUGGCAUCAUCGCCGAGGUCAAGGCCCAGUACGAGGACAUCGCUCAGAGGAGCAAGGCUGAAGCCGAGGCCCUGUACCAGGCUAAGCUUGGGGAGCUGCAGACCACAGCCGGCAGGCACGGGGAUGACUUGAGGAGCACCAAGAGUGAGAUCAUGGACCUCAACAGGAUGAUCCAGAGGCUGCGAGCCGAGAUUGAGAACAUUAAGAAGCAGAACGCCAACCUGCAGACGUCCAUCGCGGAAGCUGAGCAGCGUGGCGAGGUAGCCCUCAAGGAUGCUGACGCCAAACUCCAAGACUUGCAGGCUGCCCUGCAGAAGGCCAAGGAAGACCUGGCCAGGCUGCUGCGGGAGUACCAGGAGCUCAUGAAUGUCAAGCUGGCGCUGGAUGUGGAGAUCGCCACCUACAGGAAGCUGCUGGAAGGAGAGGAGUGCAGAAUGUCUGGAGAGUGCCCGAGUGCCGUGAGCAUUUCGGUGGUCAGCAAUGUUACCAGCACAAGCAGCAGUUCUGGAGGCUUCAGAGGGUCUGGUGGCAGCACCUAUGGAAGGGACAGCAGGGGCAGCAGCAACAGCGGCAGCAGGGGCAGCAGUGGGAGCAGGCUUGUAAGUGGAGGCGGCAUCUCCGAGAGUCAGCGCAGAACAGGCUUUAACACUGGUGGCACCCAGACCUCUGUUGGCAGCAGCUACGAGUCCAGCAGAGGAGGUGGCGGCAGCAGUGUCCGCUUCUCCCAGACCACCAGUUCCAUCCAGCAAGUCGGGGUGGUUCAGCUACUAGUCUGGGCUGAUGGUGCUCCUGGAGAAGCUCCUGCGGUGGGCCCCAAAUCUGGACAGCAAACCCCUGAGCCUACCUACGCCUUCCUGAGCCUUGGUGUCGGUUCUCAAGAAGCCUUCCUCAUCACAGCUGGCUCACCCUCACAGCUGGCUUCCUUCCUCCCCUGA
Molecule: messenger RNA, 1923 nt
Organism: Acomys russatus (golden spiny mouse)
Lineage: Eukaryota; Metazoa; Chordata; Mammalia; Rodentia; Muridae
Product: keratin, type II cytoskeletal 2 oral-like
Exons: 10
Coding region: 1-1923 (640 amino acids)
Biological process (GO): keratinization; intermediate filament organization
Cellular component (GO): keratin filament
Molecular function (GO): structural constituent of skin epidermis
Source: RefSeq, a predicted model, not a curated record